Messenger RNA from Anas platyrhynchos (mallard), 6628 nucleotides. The record is from RefSeq and is a predicted model, not a curated record. Lineage: Eukaryota; Metazoa; Chordata; Aves; Anseriformes; Anatidae.
CCGCCGCGGGGAGGAGGGCGGCGGGCGGCCGCGGCGGCUCCGGGGCGGCGGCAUGGCGGCGGGGCGCGGCCUGAGGUAACGGCGCUGAGGGGCUCGGGGCUGCGUCGCGCAAAGCGGAGCGGAGCGGAGCUGCCCGGUCGCCCCCCGUUCUCUCCCGACUAGAUCUUCUGUAAAGCUUUGUGGAAGAUAGAUGCGUGUGCUGCAAUGGUGACAUAAAUAUUUAAGAGGACUGGAACAAGUUGUUGAGAAUCUGAUUAUUUUUAAUGCUUGGAACAAUCUAAGGCAAGUAAACAACAUGAGUUUUAUCAUGAAACUUCACAGACAUUUUCAAAGAACAGUUAUUUUGCUGGCCACUUUUUGUAUGGUGAGCAUUGUUAUUUCUGCAUACUACUUGUAUAAUGGCUACAAACAGGAAAAUGAACUUUCUGAAAUCUCUUCAGAAGUGGAAUGUGAUGAUCUUCAACUGUUGCCAUACAAGCUGAUGGAGAUGAAGACCAUGAAGCCUAUCGAUCCCCUGAGAACAGAUCUUGUAGUGCUGGUGUUUGUGGAAAGUCAAUAUUCAACCUUAGGCCAAGAUAUAAUAACCAUUUUAGAAUCCAGCAGAUUUCAGUACCGUAUUGAGAUUGCAUCUGGUAAAGGUGACCUCCCAGCCCUUAUAGACAAAAAUAAGGGCAAAUAUGCUCUCAUAGUAUAUGAAAAUAUUUUAAAGUAUGUGAAUAUGGACUCUUGGAACAGAGGCCUUCUAGAUAAGUACUGUAUAGAAUAUAGUGUAGGUAUUAUUGGAUUUCAUAAAGGCAAUGAGAACAGCUUGCAGAACCUCCAGUUGAAGGGCUUUCCUUUCCAUGUCCACAGCAAUCUGGGUAUUAAGGACUGUUGCAUUAACCCUCAUUCCCCAUUGCUCCAUGUGACUAAGUCCUCCAAGCUUGAGAAAGGUCCCUUGCUUGGAAAAGACUGGGCAGUUUUCCAGAUUAAUCAUACAGCUUACCAACCAGUGAUAUUUGCAAAAGUAAAGACACCAGAAAACCUUUCACCAUCUGCUGCUAAAAGUGCUCUUUAUGCCACAGUAAUUCAUGACCUGGGACUCCACGAUGGGAUUCAACGAGUCCUUUUUGGCAAUAACUUGAAUUUUUGGCUGCACAAACUGAUUUUCAUAGAUGCCAUCUCUUUCCUGUCUGGAAAGAAGCUCAGACUAUCCUUGGAUAGGUACAUUCUGGUUGACAUAGAUGACAUCUUCGUUGGGAAGGAGGGAACAAGAAUGAACGCCAACGAUGUACAGGCCCUGCUUGACACUCAGAAUCUUUUGAGAGCUCAGAUUACAAAUUUUACUUUCAACCUGGGAUUUUCAGGGAAAUUCUAUCACACAGGCACUGAAGAGGAAGAUGAAGGCGAUGACCUGUUGUUGAGGUCUGUGGAUGAGUUUUGGUGGUUUCCCCAUAUGUGGAGUCACAUGCAGCCUCAUCUUUUCCACAAUGAAUCAUCAUUGGUAGAGCAGAUGAUCCUCAACAAAAAAUUUGCCUUAGAACAUGGUAUUCCAACUGACAUGGGCUAUGCAGUGGCUCCACACCAUUCGGGGGUCUAUCCAGUGCAUGUUCAACUUUAUGAUGCCUGGAAAAAGGUCUGGAAUAUCAGAGUUACCAGCACAGAAGAAUACCCUCAUCUGAAGCCUGCAAGGUAUAGAAGAGGCUUCAUCCACAAAAAUAUCAUGGUGCUUCCUAGGCAAACUUGUGGCUUAUUCACCCACACUAUUUUCUAUAAAGAAUAUCCUGGAGGCCCAAAGGAACUAGACAAAAGUAUUCAAGGUGGGGAAUUGUUCUUCACAGUGGUUCUCAAUCCAAUUAGCAUCUUCAUGACACAUUUGUCUAAUUACGGCAACGAUCGCCUGGGGUUGUACACCUUUGUGAAUCUGGCCAACUUUGUUCAUACGUGGACAAACCUGAAACUGCAAACUCUUCCUCCGGUGCAGCUGGCUCACAAGUAUUUCGAACUAUUCCCCGAGCAAAAGGACCCUCUCUGGCAGAAUCCCUGUGAUGACAAACGACACAGAGAUAUAUGGUCUAAAGAAAAAACCUGUGAUCGAUUACCAAAAUUCUUGGUUGUAGGACCACAGAAAACUGGUACCACAGCCUUGUAUUUGUUCCUGAUCAUGCAUCCUUCCAUCAUUAGUAACUCCCCCAGCCCAAAAACCUUUGAGGAGGUACAGUUCUUUAAUAGAAAUAACUACCACAGGGGGAUUGAUUGGUACAUGGAUUUCUUCCCUACUCCUUCCAAUGUCACCACUGACUUCCUCUUUGAGAAAAGUGCCAACUAUUUUCAUUCUGAGGAAGCUCCUAAACGAGCUGCUUCCCUUGUCCCCAAGGCCAAGAUCAUCACCAUCCUCAUUGACCCAUCUGACCGGGCAUAUUCGUGGUAUCAGCAUCAACGAUCACAUGAAGAUCCUGCAGCUCUAAAAUUCAGUUUCUAUCAGGUGAUCACAGCUGGACCUCGAGCCCCUUCUGAGCUUAGAGCUCUCCAAAAGAGAUGCCUAGCACCUGGAUGGUAUGCUACACAUAUUGAAAGAUGGCUAACUUACUUCCCACCUUAUCAGUUGCUAAUUAUUGAUGGACAGCAGCUAAGAACUGACCCGUCUACCGUAAUGGAUGAAGUGCAGAAAUUUCUGGGAGUCUCUCCUCAUUAUAAUUACUCUGAAGCCCUAACGUUCGAUUCACAUAAAGGUUUCUGGUGUCAGCUUCUGGAAGAAGGAAAAACCAAGUGUCUUGGAAAGAGCAAAGGUAGAAAAUACCCUCCGAUGGAUUCUGAGUGCAGGGCUUUUCUGUCAACCUACUACAGAGAUCACAAUGUGGAACUGUCAAAACUCCUACACAAAUUGGGACAACCUCUGCCAUCGUGGCUGAGACAGGAACUACAGAAAGUAAGAUAGCAUUGAAAAAAAGUCUUUUUAAAAUCUCUUCCACACUUCAGUCAUCCUACCUAAAGUCUCCAGUAGCUACCAGAAAGUCUUGUAAAAUAUACCUCUGCAAAAAAAAGUAAAAGAUAGAAAUUAUUUCCAUAUGCUGGCAUGUGGAUUGUGAAAAUACAUGUGUUUCUUAGACCUCUGGUGGGCCAGAUCUUUCUCAUUAACGUUUCUGGGCCUGUGGACUUGUGGACUACUGUGCACAUAUGUGGAAGUUAAUUGCAGCUGAUAUAAGCUUCAGAGAUACAUGACCUGUCCAAUUUCACAGUAAAUACUUACAUUUUUAUAUAUCAGUUUAAAAGUAUUGUGUCUCCUGUAGGUUUUGUAGUUCAUUGUUAGACUGAUGACAGUUUUUCUUUGCAUUGAUUAUUGUGUCUUGCAUAAAAUAAGAAAAUUUAAUGUAGCAUAAAAUGCCAAGUGUACUUCUGCCAUUGGAAUCAGCUUGCUAAUACCUGAAGUAUAUACUAAUAAGGGUGAGAAGUACAGCCAUCAUACACGAUUUAGGUGUGCACAGCAACAAAACACACGGAGCAAAAUCUGGAAUCCACAGGCAAAAGCAGUGUAAGCAAAAGAAAAAAAAAACAUUUCCUAUGAUUAUAGCCUGUAGUAACAAACCCUUAUAAUGCGAUAAGGGCCUUUGUCCAUAAUUGCUGCCUAAUUUUGCACUGUCUGCAGCAGCAAAAUACAGAAUGUAGCCUGUAUCUGAACAGAAAUUUAAUUGGUGAUGUAAAACACAAAUGUUGCAAUAAAAUCCUUAUGAGCAGUAUUAUACUUCAACAACUGAGCCAAACUGAAGCAGUGCAAUAACAGCCUUCACGCCUGGCUUCUAUGAGCAGCCAAAUCCAGAUACAUGUACAUUGCUGUGAAUCAGGAAUGUAGCCACUCAAAUGAAAACUGGUAAAGAGCAGAAACAGAUCCAUACUUAGAUUGCCUUAAUUUGCACCAGUAUUUUUCCUUAAUUUAUUUGCUUUUCAAUCUAUGCUGUGUGCAUUCCAAGAACCCUCAACCUGAUCAAAACUGUAGCAUCGUGCAGUGACCUUCAGUUUGUCGGCUGCAAAAAUCUGUCUGUUUUCCAGGUGAACAUAUUUGGUAUUAAAUUUUAGAAAUAAGCUUUAGGGAAGAAAAAAAAAAAAAACACAGGUCAUGGUAGAAAAUUGGUCUCUAAUAAUGAAAAAACGCAAAUAUCCAGCCUUACGUUUUUGGUACAUUUCAGUAGCACAUCUCAUAAUAUCAGUUUAAGUAUGAGAUAUACUCUAAUAGUACUUAAAAGUUGAGAAAGAAGACUGUUGAAAAUUUCAGCUGAGUAUGGCCUUACUGUUUCUCCACUGAACUUUGGCUCUGAAUGUUUCUAAAGGCAUGAAGGGGUAGUGAAUACAAAAGAUAGCUACAGUACUAAAUGCAAUGCUUUUUACAGUAGAUAUGUACUAUUAUCAUAAUUUGUUUUAGGAUGACUAGAUAAAAACAUGCAUCAGGUGGUGGAAAAACUUUCUUUGUCUCAGUGCUGUUUUACAACAUUUAUGUAAUCUCAUAAUUUAAAUUUCAAGUUAAUAGAAUGAAAAGCAGUCUGUUACUCCCUAAAUAGAAAACAGAUGUUGAGAUCCUUACUGUACCUCUAGCUGGUAAACUUUAUUAUUUAUUGAUUUUGUGUAUGUAAUACCUGGUUUUGAUAGGCCUGUAAAGCAAAAUUCUAGAGCAAUUUGCUGUAUAUAACAAUAUUCUUUAUGCAGCACAUUUUUGCUAAGGGAAUAUGCAUGAUUAAUGAGGAGGACCUACUAGAGUAGACAUUUUUAAGAUGAAUAUCUUUAUUAUUUAUUAGAGAGAAUGAAAAUUUACAUUUCAUUUUAGAUAUUCACUGUCAUACGGAUUUGGCCCAAAAGCUGACAUGUCUUAAAACACUCUUAUUUGAUAAAAGAAACACUCUGAAUUCUGAAUAUCUGUAAAUGCAAAUUCUCUGCAUGCUAUGGACAGCUCUUUAAGCAUUUAUAUGGAUUUGUUACAAGUAAAUUGACUAACUGGAGAAAAUACUUGGGUUUUUCAUCCUGGCAUGACUGAUUUUACCAUUUAUAUAACCUGAUCAAACAUUUAAAAUAGAUCAUCAAUCAAACAUUUAAAAUAGAAGAAAAAUGUAUAAUAGAAGAAAAUUGGAAAAAUUUUAGAACUAUAAAAUGCCUGAGAUCUUCACAAAUUGAGUGCUUCCUACGUGCUGGAGAAGUGAGCUUCAGCCACUUUCAUAGUUUAGACUUUGUUUUCAGGAGCUCCAUUUCUGUCUUUCUCUGGGAAACCAAGGCCCCAGCAGAACUGGGACAGUAAGUCCCACAUGCACAGCCGUGCCUUGAGUGGACUAGGCUUGGUUUGGCAGCCACACAUAAAGGUUGUGCUCUGGCAAGAAGUGCCUUGGUGGCUCUCAAGUCCUGGUGGAGGAGCUGUUGUACCCUCCUAGUGCCCUUCCUAAGAUUGAAACAAAAUUAAUGAGUCCCUAGGCAAAUCUUCAAUGGAUUCCUCUGCUAACUUCACCUGGAUCAAUACUGUGAACAAAGUAACUUGACCUUUUGGCCCUGGAACUGUGUAUCCAAAAAGGGCGUGAUUCUGGAUGUGUGUUAAGUCAGAGCUCCUACUGAGACGCAGCUGCUAGGCAUUAGCAUCUCCAGAAGAGGUGCUGGAGGGGCAGCUGCUGGUAGGCUAGGUGGGCUAGGCUGAGGCUCCAGAGCAGCAGAGAAGUAAAGGCAAACAGCUAGAGGUCUUUGCAGUUCUGAGUCUGUCAUACUGGGUUAUUACUGGUUUAUACGAAGAAGAUAUGAAGCCAUGCUGUUUUCCUCCAGAACUAUUCUAUGUAAAGAUGUUCUUACAUUUAACAGGAAGCUUUAAAAAGCAGAAUAACUUUUAAUGUGCAGUCAACUUGGUGAAGAAUGAAGUCUGAGCAAAGCAUGCAGACAAGCUACAUGUGUUACCCCCCAGAUAACAGGAUGCAGUACAGCUGAGUAAGCAAGUCAUACAACAUGAAUUUGCCUGGCAAAGUUUGCCUCUCUGUUUACAACUUCCCUACAAUCAGUGUUUGAUUUUCAGAAAUAAACUAUCAUUAUUAACACUUCUAAAAAACAGUGAUUUAUCACAACAAAUUUAUACUUGCUAGUUAAAGUCAGGUGUUUUAAUGUGGUUGGUAACACGGCUAUGGUUUUUGUUUCCAUGGUUGAUAACUGCAUAAGCAAUUCCUUUAAGAAAUGUUUGAUUAUGUGAGUUUCACAUUUAUUUUCAUAAAUACAAUUCUGAAAUUUGAUUUCCUCAAAUAUCUGUGCCAUUACAAAUCAAUGUGUGAGUAGAAAGUGACCAUUAGGGGGUGUAAACAUGGAGUCUGAUAUGAAUUCACUUAACUAUUUGAACAAACAUUCCUGAAAUACUGUGAUAUCUUCCCAGUUCUACUUGUGCAGAAAGAAUUAGUUUCAAUGAUUUGCAGACUAUCUUGUACAAAAUAUCCUUUUUCAUUGCUUAAAGAUGUGAAACUUCCUCAGGAAGAAAUUAAUUAGAUAUUUCAGUGUUUAUAGAUGUAAUACUCUUGUCAUUCACAUUGAAUGAAAAUUGCUGGAAACAUUUUUCUCAUUUUUUUUUUUAAUAAAAAUAGAUAUUAUUCUGAUAGUGGCAUGAUAUCUGAAGUGCAACAAUAAACUCUGAUAAGAAAAUGUA